GUUGCAAAUAAUUUAUUAAAACGCUCAAGAAACCUUUCUUUGAUCAAAAUUUGUGCAACAAAGUGAAAAAUUGUAAAUAUUAUUCACUUUAUGUCCAAAUAAAUGUCGUAAUGUCCGCUAUCUUCGCUGUAUUAAUCACCCGUUAUCGGUAUCAAGGUCAGCCAACUAGUCUUCAAGUCUCCGUAAGUCUCUCAAAACCCUAAACAAAAGUUUCAUCAUCCUCAAAAUCUGACGCAAUCCACCUCAAAGCACCUCACUAAACGUCCCAGUUUUUUUCUCAAUAUUAAAAAAAAAUCGUGUUCCAAACAAAGAAACAUCGCUCGGUUCCAUACGUGCCGUUCCGAGGCCCCCUUUCGUGCAUUUCCGCCAUCGCGGUAGGGGAACUCGAUAAAAGCCCCAGCCGGUCUGCAACUCCGGUAGUCAAGAAGUUUUGUAGGUGCCACCCGUUUGUGAUACUAGUGUUAAAAAAAAUGGAAGUCCUAACCAACCAUUUAGCGGACUACCAGAAGUCCGAAAAGUCCAAUUUCUGGUAUUACGACCCGUCGCGGCAAGUCCAGGAGUCCGAUUGCGACUCUCCGGUGUCUUUCCUCUCCAAGCGGCUCGAAGAGGAGAUCAGGAAGGCCAAAAGGACGCAUUUAUCCUGCGGCGAAGUCCUGCUGCCGUGCGGACUGCUGCAGAAAGUCGCCGAAGAUGUGCUGGAAAUCGCCGAAACGGAGCUGUACGGCCUGAAGGGGUGCACCCUCUAUCUGCUCUACGAAGGAGAGGAGGAUUGCAGGAGAUUGAGUAAUUUCAAAAUUGACCCAACGACACCGUCGACUUUCGAAAUUUACCUCACCUUCAAACAGGCCAAUGCCGGGUGGACUUUCCUGCCACAGUUCCUCAAGAAAAUAACAAGAGGCAGCACUGUUGUGAUCAGCACUGAAUACGAACUGACCAAAAAGAAACUCUACAUUUUGCGAAAAUAAGAGACUGAUUUGCAGAGUUUUCUAUUUUUAUAUAGAGUUGAUGAUGAAUUUAUAAGCGCAGCGUGAUGUUAGUUUUAAGUUUGUUUUUCAUUUGACAGUAUUUCGAACUCUGAGCGAGUUUUUUAUUAGGAUUCCGAUGGGAAUCUGUGAUUUUUGCCAUCGUGAUAUGUGUUAUAAUAAUACAUAACGUACCUGUGUACUUAACAUGUUUCAAGUAUUUUUUAAAUUUUAUUUAGAAGUUAGAGUUUUUCAUUUGUGUCACGUGUUUUGUUUUUGUGAUAUAGAGUAGAGUUUUGUUUGUGAAAUAAUAAGACAUGCAUGAUCGUACAAAUUUUCAUUAACAUGUAUGUUUAUAUAUUUUUAAAACGAGUAUAUUGAAAACAAGUUAAGAGGCUAUAAUUAGAUUUAAGAUAUUUUGUACUAUAGGUUUUAUAAGUGAAGUAGACGUAGGAAUUAGUUUCUUGCUACUUGUGUGAUAGUACAGUAUCUGUACAACUCUCAAGCUUUUGUACUAUUCGAAACAAAGUGAAAAUAAAAAAAAAACAUUCGAAA
This is a messenger RNA of Tribolium madens (black flour beetle), 1517 nucleotides long. Its product is annotated as protein scylla-like. The transcript has 2 exons. The record is from RefSeq and is a predicted model, not a curated record. Gene Ontology annotation, biological process: apoptotic process; regulation of TOR signaling; negative regulation of signal transduction. Gene Ontology annotation, cellular component: cytoplasm. Lineage: Eukaryota; Metazoa; Arthropoda; Insecta; Coleoptera; Tenebrionidae. Bases 471 to 965 code for a protein of 164 amino acids.